UUUUAAUGCCUUUGUUCCUUUACAAGGGUGGAAAACAAAACUCAGCUGUUGAGAUGUGAAGCUGAAUCAGGUAACCCUGUGAUAUUAAAAUGCCACAGACGAAUUUAUGGUUCUCAUCAUCGGUGCUCAUAAAGCGGAGGGUUAUUAUGGGCUGAGCGGAGGAGGAGCGGGUGGGGCCUGGCUGGGAACAGAGGCAGACUGUGGUCACUGACCGGAGACUCCACUGGCUUUUAUUCUACUCAAAUCAGACCGCAUGUGUCUGACCCAGGGGUCCGCCUGCUGCCGGGAGCCAACUGCACUCAUUUCCCCGAUAUCUGACAGAUGGAUGCGGUGCUGUCGUAGGGGAGGAGGAUGAAAAAAUCGCCCGAUAUGUUUUUUUGGCAUUUUCGCUCAUAGCCUAUUUAUGGGAGGCAGCAGCGGCUUGGCCCUUUCUUUAUUAUAGGAACGAGAUCUCCGCGGUUAGCUAUGUGAAGAGCAGAUCGCCUAUCCUCAUUUCGUGAUCCUGACGAAUAAUUAUGAACAACGCUCAAGAUAUGUCGCCCGAUUUCGUGUUGAUGCGCCUGGUUUCCGCGGCCGAAGAUGACCGCUUGGACGCAGAAAACGGGAAUCUGCCACCGGGAGGAGUGGUGGCAGGGCUGGGGAAGGAGGUCCUGGCUCACAGCGGCGUUAAAGCGGGUUUGGAGAUCAGCCGAGAUCCGACGGCGGGCCUCGAGCAUCCCAGCAGCCACCUGAACAAAGCCCAGCCGAGCAGCGAGGGCACGACUGCACCUGACACCGGGGUGACGGAGAGCCGAGCCCCGCUGUCUGCGCCUCCCCCGCCGCAGAGCUCCAUGGAGGCCCAGGGCUUCGACUUCGCUCCCAACCCCGGCCUACGGCCUCAGCUGCUUGUCUUCUCCAAUAUAAUGCGGAACGGAGAGGGGAUUUUAGAAUUAGACCGUCGGAAUCAGCCGAGGGAUGUUCUGGAGCAGAGCCCGGGCUCUGGCUGCUCCGGCCCAGCUGUCAAUAACAACAGCCUGAGUCCCGGAGACGUCCAGCAGCAGCAGAACCUGCUGGACCGGGCAUGGGGAGCGCAUCCGCCAGUCUCUGUAUCUGCAGAGAUGCAGGGAGCUGCGGAGCUGUGCCGCCGGCAUCGACUCAUCAGCACCCCGCCCGAGUGGCCCGUAUUGUCGGAGAGAUCCAACCCUCUCACCGUGAUCGACUCGAAAUGGGGAUGCACCACUAGGGACAGAGAGGGAGCCGUGUUCGAGCUGGCCCGGCGGUUCGGAGAGCUCGGGGUUGGCGCGGUCCCUAAGAUGCUGUUCAAAGCAGGGGAGCUCCCGCAGUGUUCGUGUCAGGGUGCACACGGGCCGGGAGGAGGGGGAGUCGAGCCCGGUGAUGACCCGACAGAGACUAGCGACGCUUUGUUGGUGCUGGAAGGGCUGGGGAGCGGGGACGUGGACGGCCUGGGCAUGGAUGAGUGCCUGGAGGACGACACGGACGACGAGAACGGACGCCGCGAGUUUUUACUCAACAGGAAAAGAGAAAUAGUUCAGAAAAUGUCGGGAGCUUUCUCCAUCAGCAGUUUCCAGGUGGAGCUGAGGAGGCAGGUGGAGGAGAUGGCCCCGGCGGCGACCGAGGCGACGGCAGCGGCGCACCUUGGCGCGCAGGUGUGCAGCCUCCACGGGAAUCUCUCCAGCCGGCUGUCGCAGGUAAGCUCUGGGAAUGCAGAGGUUGUCAGUCACGUUUCAGUCAAGUCACCGUCGCCUACGCCGGUCCAGAGCUCACCCUGGGCCACGAGUCCAAACCCGAGCCAGGCGUCGACACCCAGAAGGCGGCCGGAGCGGUGCGCCAGUGCGCCGCGGACUCCCACAGGCCGGGCCGCGAGUGGAGAAAAGACGCUCAAAGUUCCAGGAAAGUCCAAAAAGGGCUCGUUAAAGAUCCGACUGAGUAAACUGUUCCGGACUAAAAGCUGCAGCGGCUCCAGUCACCUCCUGGACAAGAGGCCCUCGGUGACAUAUUCAGUGUCUUCUGCCGGGAGUCUGGUGGACAUGGCGAGUUCAGCCGGAGCUGAGCAGGAUGCAGACAGCCACAGCCAGCCCAGACUGACCAGGGCCCACAGUGCCUUCUCCCCUGCCUCCCUCUCUGCCUCCCUCUCUACUUUCACUGGUGAGACUGUUUCUCUGGUGGAUGUGGACAUUUCGCGACGAGGGGCGAACACGCCUCACCCUCCCACGCCUCCCCCUCCUCCACGCCGAAGUCUCAGUCUUUUAGAUGACAUAGCCGGGCCUCAGCCUGGACCUUUCCUAGUGAGCGUUAUGGGCGCCUCCCUGCAGUCCCUCCCCCUGCCUCUCCCUCCUCCUCCUCCUCCCUCCCACGCCACCAUCCAGCACAGUCUCAGCCUCAAUGACGCCUUCCUCCGGGCCCUUCCUCAUUCGAACCCAUCUCCGGCUGAUGCGCCGCUCCCCAGCAGACAGGUUCCUCCCCCCAUGCUGUGUGCCCUGAGGCGGUCAGAAGCCAGCAACUUCACUGCCAGUCUGAGAGAGCUGGAGAAGUGUGGCUGGUACUGGGGACCCAUGAACUGGGAGGAUGCAGAGAUGAAGCUGAAGGGGAAACCGGAUGGCUCCUUCCUGGUCCGCGACAGUUCAGACCCUCGAUACAUCCUGAGCCUCAGCUUCAGGUCGCAGGGAGUCACACACCACACACGCAUGGAGCACUACCGAGGGACAUUCAGUCUGUGGUGUCACCCGAAGUUCGAGGACCGCUGCCACUCUGUGGUGGAGUUCAUCGAGCGAGCCAUCAUGCACUCCAAGAACGGCAAAUUCCUCUACUUCCUCCGCUCCAGAGUCCCAGGGCUUCCUCCCACUCCGGUCCAGCUGCUGUAUCCUGUAUCUCGCUUCAGCAACGUGAAGUCACUACAACAUCUCUGUCGCUUCUGCAUCCGACAAAUAGUCCGCAUCGACCACAUCCAGGAGCUUCCACUGCCCAGACCGCUGAUCUCCUACCUGAGUAAGUUUUAUUACUAUGACCCUGAGGAGGAGAUGUACCUGUCAAUCAAGAGCAUCCGGAGGGUGGUGGGAGCUGAGCAGGAGGCCGAGUCGCAGACGUAGCAGCAGAGAUCUUCUCGGCUCAAGUUUCUUAUGGUGGACUGAUCUGCACUGCUCUGCCAGUCUUCCAGCAUCAGCCAAUCAGAGUCCCUGGAAAUCAGUGUGUCCACUUGGACAGGGAUGGAUGGACCCUCCUCUGUGUUGAUUUGGACUAAUGAAAGGAGGGAGGAGUGUUUGCAGUUGGAUGGUGGGAAACAUGUUGACAUGAAGUACAGAUGCAGAGGACUCAGUCACAUCUGAGGACGGACUGCAGAGAUGUUCUCACCUGAAAACAUGCUGGCAGACACAAAGAGAGAGCCUGAAUUUUGAACUAAUUUUUCCAAUUUCCUGAACCUGCUGAACUGGACUUUUAAAACACAAUGCACUGGUCAGUUUGUACAACUGUUGUUUGCUGCCAUUUCCUUGUUUUUCCUUCCAUUCUGUCAAAGUGAGGGAUUUUAGAUUGAAAUACACCCUCAUGACAGAUGUACGCACAGAGGCAGGGCAGCAGAGGCCCGUCACUCAGCAUGACUGCUCAUCUCCAGCAUCAGUAACUGAACCUGAAAUCUGGCCCUCAGAAUCAGCUGAAUCUGGAUUUAGCUUUUUCCUGAGAGGAAACGGUGACAUUUCUUCAUUUUGUCAUCAUUCCUUUGACAUGCUGCGAUGUAGUUGGAUAAAGAUAACUUAUCUUUUACAUGCCAGGCAAGAUUGUGUAUGUAAUUUGAUUAAUCAUAAAUUUGCAGCACUGAAGAAGAAUAUCAACUCCAUUUGGCCAUUCACUUGCAGAGGCUGCACAGGAAAGGUUUCAUAAUUUCAUCAGAGGAGAACCAUGAGAAUGGAGGCAACAGUUAAUUUCACUAUUAAUGCAGUACCUUGUGAAAGUAUUCGGCCCCCUUGAACUUUUCAACCUUUCGCCACAUUUCAGGCUUCAAACAUAAAGAUAUAAAAUUUUAAUUUUUUGUCAAGAAUCAACAACAAGUGGGACACAAUCGUGAAGUGGAACGAAAUUUAUUGGAUAUUUUAUACUUUUUAACAAAUAAAAAACUGAAAAGUGGGGUGUGCAAUAUUAUUCGGCCCCUUUACUUUCAGUGCAGCAAACUCACUCCAGAAGUUCAGUGAGGAUCUCUGAACAAUCCAAUGUUGUCCUAAAUGACUGAUGAUGAUAAAUAGAAUCCACCUGUGUGUAAUCAAGUCUCCAUAUAAAUGCACCUGCUCUGUGAUAGUCUCAGGGUUCUGUUUAAAGUGCAGAGAGCAUCAUGAAGACCAAGGAACACACCAGGCAGGUCCCAGAUACUGUUGUGGAGAAGUUUAAAGCCGGAUACAAAAAGAUUUCCCAAGCUUUAAACAUCUCAAGGAGCACUGUGCAAGCAAUCAUAUUGAAAUGGAAGGAGUAUCAGACCACUGCAAAUCUACCAAGACCCGGCCGUCCCUCUAAACUUUCACCUCGAACAAGGAGAAGACUGAUCAGAGAUGCAGCCAAGAGGCCCAUGAUCACUCUGGAUGAACUGCAGAGAUCUACAGCUGAGGUGGGAGAGUCUGUCCAUAGGACAACAAUCAGUCGUACACUGCACAAAUCUGGCCUUUAUGGAAGAGUGGCAAGAAGAAAGCCAUUUCUCAAAGAUAUCCAUAAAAAGGCUCGUUUAAAGUUUGCCACAAGCCACCUGGGAGACACACCAAACAUGUGGAAGAAGGUGCUCUGGUCAGAUGAAACCAAAAUCGAGCUUUUUGGCCACAAUGCAAAACGGUAUGUUUGGCGUAAAAGCAACACAGCUCAUCACCCUGAACACACCAUCCCCACUGUCAAACAUGGUGGUGGCAGCCUCAUGGUUUGGGCCUGCUUUUCUUCAGCAGGGACAGGGAAGAUGGUUAAAACUGAUGGGAAGAUGAAUGGAGCCAAAUACAGGAGCAUUCUGGAAGAAAACCUGUUGGAGUCUGCAAAAGACCUGAGACUGGGACGGAGAUUUAUCUUCCAACAGGACAAUGAUCCAAAACAUAAAGCCAAAUCUACAAUGGAAUGGUUCACAAAUAAACGUAUCCAGGUGUUAAAAUGGCCAAGUCAAAGUCCAGACCUGAAUCCAAUGGAGAAUCUGUGGGCAGAGCUGAAGACUGCUGUUCACAAACGCUCUCCAUCCAACCUCACUGAGCUGGAGCUGUUUUGCAAGGAAGAAUGGGCAAGAAUUUCAGUCUCUCGAUGUGCAAAACUGAUAGAGACAUACCCCAAGCGACUUGCAGCUGUAAUUGCAGCUAAAGGUGGCGCUACAAAGUAUUAAUGCAAGGGGGCCGAAUAAUAUUGCACGCCCCACUUUUCAGGUUUUUAUUUGUUAAAAAAUUUUAAAAUAUCCAAUAAAUUUCGUUCCACUUCAUGAUUGUGUCCCACUUUUUGUUGAUUCUUGACAAAAAUUACAAUUUUAUAUCUUUAUGUUUGAAGCCUGAAAUGUGGCGAAAGGUUGAAAAGUUCAAGGGGGACGAAUACUUUCACAAGGCACUGUAUGUGUGACAACUAUUCUCUUAAAUAACUGACCAACUAUUUGGUGUAAAAAAUGUCAUUUUUAACUGAGAUCCAAGUUAAGCCCAGUCUCACAGAAAUGUGCCAUAGCUGCUUUACUCCAUAGAGCAAAAAUGUAUUAUUUUGUGAGAUACUGACAUUUUAGGGGCUAUUUUUGGGGUUAUUAAUCAUCCUUGCAACAUAGAAAAGAAUGAAUUCAUUGUUUCCUGUUUGCACGGGUGUAUUUUAAACCAAACUAUCAUCUUUUUCUGAAUCUAGCUAAGAAGUUCUGUAGCAUAAAAAAAGAAACAAAAAGCGUGUGAAAACAAGAGACGACAACAAUUACAAAUAAAAGUGAACCCCAACUGAAAAUGUCAAAAAAACGUCCCACAAGAGACUAAAACCCCUGAAUCCCUAGUGAAAGCUCUCAGGUUUAUGCCACCUUCCCUCCAGCCAUUUUACAUGGACUUUUUUGGUCUUUUUAUGUGUAAAGUGAAAGAAAUCGAGGAGGUACCAUGGCUGCGCAUCUCACAAUUUUACAGCCUUUGCUAUGAAAUUGAUGUAGAUAUUACACAUUUUGGUAUGAGACUGUGUUGGACCAACAAACACCCAAAGAUGCUCCAUCAUAGAAAACUAAUAUUUACUCUGCAAACAACCGGCAGAGUUAUGUGACGAUCUGUGUGCAUUAGUCCGUCUGUUAGCAAAACAUUACUCAAAACAGAUCAAUGGAUUUGGAUGAAAUUUUCAGGGAAGGUCAGAAAUGACACAAGGACCACCUUAUUAGAUUUUGGCAGUGAUGCAGCUUAUAGUCUGGAUCCAUGGAUUGGUUAAAGAUUUCUGUAUCAUUGCGAGAUAGCGGCACAGCCUCACUACUGCCUGCUGACCAUCACAUGAUUGUGAUCCUACUAUAAAUCUGCCAUUGUGGAUUUAGUGGGACUUAUUAGUCCAAAAUGAUACAAAGUACAACUGAUUAAAUUGUGGGAGUGUU
Messenger RNA from Acanthochromis polyacanthus (spiny chromis), 6535 nucleotides. RefSeq names its product suppressor of cytokine signaling 7 (gene socs7). Lineage: Eukaryota; Metazoa; Chordata; Actinopteri; Pomacentridae. The transcript has 10 exons. The record is from RefSeq and is a predicted model, not a curated record. Bases 516 to 3086 code for a protein of 856 amino acids. Gene Ontology annotation, biological process: intracellular signal transduction; phosphatidylinositol phosphate biosynthetic process. Gene Ontology annotation, cellular component: phosphatidylinositol 3-kinase complex. Gene Ontology annotation, molecular function: 1-phosphatidylinositol-3-kinase regulator activity.